UAUCGAAGCAGUGUGAGACUAUCUACGCACCUUGGUAAAAACAACGUGUUUUUGUAUAUUUUACAAUUACAAUGCUACCAACUAGCGUUGGCUUUCUGUCUCUAAAUCUAUCUAUCUAUAAUAUAAAUAAAUAGAAUAGAAACAUUCAUACAAAUUGCAAACAUAAUUUGUCUUCAUUCCUAACUCUUUCAUCUUCAGUAAGUAGAAAGCAUGAUUGAAUGCUUAGCUAGCUGGUUAACCCCCAUUAUUCUCUUCUGUUUAUUGAAUCUAAUGAUUGGAACUAUUUUCAUUACUUCAAAUCUCAAAACUCACAAAAACACCGUCACCACAACAACUCCAUCUCGAGUCAAGUCCUUUAAUUUCUGUUUUCCUGAUCCAUUUCCCUCCCAUAACUCACAACUCGACCCUACUUCGUCUCUGCUACAACGGGUCAAGUCCAUCAACUUGUCUUUCUCACGACCCGACCAAAUUCCCCUAUACGAUGAUGAAAUUGAACCGCAGAUAGAAGUGAGUCACGUGACAAGAAGUAAAUCUGCAACGUGCACGGAGGAGAAAGUACAAACGAGGACGAUAUUGGUGAAAUCGGCAAGUGAGAAGAAGAUGCCGGAGGUGGAUUUGCGCCGACCGGCAACGACGAGGGAAACAGCGAGGGAUGAUGAAGCAGUUGAUAAGAAAGCUGAUGAUUUUAUUAAUAAGUUUAGGCAACAAUUGAAGUUACAGAGGCUUCAUUCUAUUCUUAGGUACAAACAAAUGUUGAACAGAGGCGACCCAUCCAAUUGAUUAAUAUCGUUCCUUUCUUUCAUCGGUUGGUUUAAAUCCAUUAUAAAUAUAUACUAAUAUUUUUCAAUUUGA
This is a messenger RNA of Solanum lycopersicum (tomato), 852 nucleotides long. RefSeq names its product pathogen-associated molecular patterns-induced protein A70. Lineage: Eukaryota; Viridiplantae; Streptophyta; Magnoliopsida; Solanales; Solanaceae. The record is from RefSeq and is a predicted model, not a curated record.